AUGCAGUCUCAGCCAGCAGCCUCGUCGUCGUCCAGCACUGUCCCCUCCCAUGCCGAUCGCCUCUAUGUCGGCAACCUCGCCCCCACCGUCGACGAAUACACCCUCAUCCAAGUCUUUUCCAAAUACGGAAAGAUAACCAAAAUGGACUUUAUGUUUCACAAGACCGGUCCAUUGAAGGGAAAACCCAGGGGAUUCGCGUUCAUACAAUUUUCAGAUAAAGGAGAUGCUUUGAAGGCGAUGGUCAAGCUUCAUGAUAGGCUUCUGAGAGGGAGGAAGCUUGUAGUGACCUUUGCCAGCUCGGCACCCCCUGACAAUACCAUGUUGCAAACUAAAGGUCGCCGCGCUGAACCUCCAAAGACUACGACCUUGUCUCUCUUGAAAAGCCGCCGCAAGCCACAAAGUGCCGAAGCUCAGAUAGCCGCAAUGGAAGCCAAGCUGGCCACCAUGGCCCAACAAAGACCUGCCGGGGACUGGACACCUGGGUCAGAUCUAAACUCUCCAGCGUUGGGAUCGUCUGCGAGCGGGUCGCCAGCGCCGUUAGACGUGCCUAUGGGAGAAGAAGAAGGAAAGAGGGCAGCGUUGGAGCUGGAGAGAGAAAUCCAAGGAGAGCUGGGUCAGAGGAAAGAGAGUGUUAAUGGUGCCGAAGGGGAUUCUGGAUCGUCUACAUCGAAUCAUUCGGUUGAGCACGCAGAAGCCAAGAAGGACACGAAGGACCCAUUUCGGAGAGGUCUCGCGUCGUUGCCCAAGAAACCCCUGGUCUAG
Messenger RNA from Cryptococcus wingfieldii CBS 7118, 762 nucleotides. RefSeq names its product single-stranded nucleic acid binding protein. The coding region runs from base 1 to 762 and encodes 253 amino acids. NCBI's taxonomy places the organism in Eukaryota, Fungi, Basidiomycota, Tremellomycetes, Tremellales, Cryptococcaceae. Gene Ontology annotation, molecular function: RNA binding. The transcript has 4 exons. The record is from RefSeq and is a predicted model, not a curated record.